AUGGCGGCAGUGGCCACGACCUUCAGCGAUGCGCUGCGGACGCCGCUCGCUGAUCAGGAUGCGGACGGUCGCCACGGGCGACGAGUCCCCGUGCGCGGACUCCGCCGGACGGUGCACGUACGACGGCGUGACUCCCGCGGCCCCGCCGCGAUGUGGAUGGGCAGACGUUGGCGACGGGAGGAGGCGGACUACCAGAGAGCUUGCUUGCUUGCUUGA
Molecule: messenger RNA, 216 nt
Organism: Miscanthus lutarioriparius
Lineage: Eukaryota; Viridiplantae; Streptophyta; Magnoliopsida; Poales; Poaceae
Source: the annotation of a GenBank genome assembly